ACUACCACUUAUCGGAGUUGAUUAUUAUAAUAUUAGUUAAAGAUUAAUCAAAGAUUAAAGAGAUGUUGCUAGGGAAAGGCAUAGGGGUACUGGACUCGUUCACUAGUGGGCUCAGCGGUGGAAAAAAGAUAAAGGGAUCAGUGGUGUUGGUGAAGAAGAACGUGUUGGAGUUCAACCCUUUAGCCGCUACCGUUAACACUAGCACUGCCAUUAUUGAUCGUUUCGGCGAAUUCUUGGGCAAUGGAGUUUCUCUCCAGCUUGUUAGUGGUCACACUUCGGGAAAGCUCAGUAAAGAAGCUCACUUAGAGAACUGGAUCACUUCUUUGCCUGCUUUAACACCAGGAGACUCGGUGUUUAGAGUGAAUUUCGAGUGGGACGAAUCCAUUGGAGUCCCUGAAGCUGUGAUCUUCAAGAACAAUCACGUCGAUGAGUUCUUCCUCAAGACCAUUACCCUUGAUGAUGUUCCUGGUCAAGGUGUCGUUCGCUUCAUCUGCAACUCUUGGGUUUACUCAGCCAGAAAAUACAACUACAAUCGCGUUUUCUUCAGAAACAAGUCAUAUCUUCCGAGUGCAACACCAGCACCACUGCUUAAGUAUAGAAAGGAAGAGCUUGAGAACUUGAGAGGAGAUGGAAUAGGAGAACGCAAGGAGUGGGACAGAGUCUAUGACUAUGAUGUGUACAACGAUUUGGGUGAACCUGAUAAAGGUUCAAACUUUGCUCGUAAAAUCCUUGGAAAGAAUAGCGAAUUCCCUUACCCUCGUAGAGGAAGAACUGGCAGACCAACCACCAAAACAGAUUCUAGAACCGAGAGCAGGCUAAAACAAGUGAAUCUUAUGAAACCUCUAGAUCCUGUUGAAUCUUUAGACAUUUACGUUCCACGAGAUGAACGUUUUGGUCACUUGAAGAUGUCAGACUUCCUUGCUUAUGGACUCAAGUCUUUAUCCCAAGCCAUCGUACCUGCACUAAAACAUUAUUUUGAUCAAACUCGUAAUGAGUUUGAUAGUUUCCAAGAAGUACAUGAUUUGUAUGAAGGAGGAUUGAAGCUACCAACAUCAGUAUUUGAUUCUAUCAGGAAAAACGUUCCUUUCGACAUGCUCAAGGAAAUGUUUCGAACUGAUGGUGAACAGUUCCUUAAAUUCCCUUUGCCUCAUGUGAUAAAAGCGGACAAAUCUGCAUGGAGGACUGAUGAAGAAUUUGGAAGAGAAAUGGUUGCUGGUGUGCACCCUGUCCUUAUUCGUCGCCUAAAAGAGUUCCCACCGACUAGCAAGCUAGACCCUGAAUUGUAUGGUGAUCAAACUAGCAAAAUUACUGAGGACCGCAUUAAGAACAAUUUGGAAGGGCUAGGUAUACAUGAGGCACUCUUUCAAAACAAGUUAUUUAUAUUGGAUCACCAUGAUUCGUACAUACCAUACUUGAGGAGGAUAAACUCAACUUCUUCAAAGGCUUAUGCAACUCGAACUCUCAUCUUCUUGAAAAAUGACGGUACAUUAAAGCCUGUUGCCAUAGAAUUAAGCUUACCACAUCCAGAUGGUGAUCAAUAUGGUGUUGUUAGCAAAGUAUAUACCCCAGCUGACGAAGGUGUUGAAGCUACCAUUUGGCAAUUAGCUAAAGCUUAUGCUGCUGUAACUGAUUCCGGCUACCAUCAGCUCAUUAGUCACUGGUUGAAUACACACGCAGUGAUUGAGCCUUUUGUGAUAGCAACAAAUAGGCAGCUAAGUGCACUCCACCCAAUCCACAAACUCUUGCAACCCCAUUAUCGUGACACUAUGAACAUAAAUGCGCUUGCCAGACAGAGUCUUGUUAGUGUAAAUGGUGUUAUAGAGUCCACAUUUUUGCCAGGAAAGUAUGCUAUGGAAUUGUCAUCGGUGGUUUAUAAGGAUUGGGUUUUUACUGAUCAAGCACUUCCUACAGAUCUCAUUAAAAGAGGAGUUGCGGUACAGGAUUUGAAUUCUCCUCAUGGGCUUCGUCUGUUGAUAGAAGACUAUCCAUAUGCUGUUGAUGGGCUAGAGAUAUGGUCUGCAAUUAAAUCUUGGGUUAAAGAAUACUGCUCUUACUACUACAAUACUGAUGCCAGUGUCCAGAAAGACACAGAACUUCAGGCAUGGUGGAAGGAAGUUAGGGAAGUGGGUCAUGGUGACAAGAAAGAUGAGACCUGGUGGCCAAAAAUGAAAACUCUUGAGGAACUAAUUGAGUCAUGCACCAUACUCAUAUGGAUUUCUUCUGCUCUUCAUGCAGCUGUCAACUUUGGACAGUAUUCUUUUACUGGGUACCUUCCAAAUCGCCCCACAUUAAGUCGACGGUUCAUGCCUGAAGAAGGCACUCCAGAAUAUGAGCAGCUUAAGUCUGACCCUGAAAAAGGUUUCUUACUGACAGUUACUUCUGAAUUUCAAAGCCUUGUUGGGAUUGCCCUCGUUGAGAUUUUGUCUAGGCAUGCCUCAGAUGAGGUCUAUCUUGGUCAGAGAGAAAAUCCUGAUUGGACAUUAGAAGCUGGUCCCUUGCAAGCUUUUGACAAAUUUGGAAGAAAACUUAGUCAAAUUGAAGACGCAAUUAUGAGGAGGAACAAUGAUUUGAAUAUGAAGAAUCGAGCUGGCCCAGUCAAGUUCCCAUAUGGUUUGCUCAUUCCUACAAGUGAACAAGGGCUCACUGGUAGGGGGAUUCCCAACAGCAUCUCAAUCUAAAGCUUGUCUAAUUGUGUUGUUGUUGCUGCUUUUGUUGUUCAACUAUUUAUCUUUCCUAUUGUUCCCAAAAUUAUGUUAAGUGUCUUAAUUAUUCGGUGUGCUUGUAAGUACUUAUUGUCGCCUGAGUCUCCACUUGGAUGGAAUAAGUGUUGGCGUCAUUAAGAGGGCCUUGGGCUUUUGUAGUACUAAUUUACUUGCACUAUGAAUGAUGCUUAAUCGUGUAUGAAUCUCAAUUAAAUAAAGUUUUUUUCCAAGUUU
This is a messenger RNA of Humulus lupulus (European hop), 2936 nucleotides long. Its product is annotated as linoleate 9S-lipoxygenase 6-like. The transcript is spliced from 9 exons. Gene Ontology annotation, biological process: lipid oxidation. The coding region runs from base 63 to 2678 and encodes 871 amino acids. The record is from RefSeq and is a predicted model, not a curated record. Gene Ontology annotation, molecular function: protein binding; metal ion binding; oxidoreductase activity, acting on single donors with incorporation of molecular oxygen, incorporation of two atoms of oxygen. NCBI's taxonomy places the organism in Eukaryota, Viridiplantae, Streptophyta, Magnoliopsida, Rosales, Cannabaceae.